AUGGCUGUACGUCGCGGGGAUCACGAGAGAGUACAGCAAAUGAUUCAAAGCGAGGAGAAUUUCAUUGAUGUUGUAAGUUUGACAGGACAAUCACCGCUAGUGUUUGCUGCUAGGCUGGCACAUGCAGAUCUCGAAUGCAUUUCUGUUCUUGUGAAGGCUAUAGAUGAAAUACGCAGAGGACAUCACGAUGGUUUUUUGUCUGAGAAUAUUGACGAUAUUGAAGCCAACAGAUAUUUCAGGAGAAACCUUCUUAGAAUGUUUCCUCUUUACGAUGAGGCUGACAUCAAGUAUGCUCUUACCGAUGAAAUGGGUCGAAAUGCGAUGCAUUACGCUGCCCUCUACAAUGCCCCACAUCUUGUUAACUACUUUGCAUCUUGCGGAGCAAACAUGAAUCUCAUCGAUAUCAAUGGUGACGCACCAAUUCAUCUUGCAGCCAAGAACGGAAAUUUUGAAGCUCUUGUGGCUCUUAUCCGCAGCAACUGUGAUGUGAAUAUCAAAAAUGGAUCAGGCGAGGGUUUCACCAAUUUCUUGUAUUAUUGUAGCCUGGAUGCAUGUGCAACUAAUCCUGGCAGGUCACGGAACCGAUUGCUAUUCACUGUGGUAGCGAUGUGUAAUGAGAGGACAGAACCACCACCAGCCUCACACACAGCUGGAGCUAGCUCAUCGCCACCUAUGUGUUGUCAUUCUGAUGGUUUAUUGAUUGCACUCUUGCUCUAA
Molecule: messenger RNA, 717 nt
Organism: Strongylus vulgaris
Lineage: Eukaryota; Metazoa; Nematoda; Chromadorea; Rhabditida; Strongylidae
Source: the annotation of a GenBank genome assembly